CGGCUGAGGUGGGCUCCGCUGGGCGGCCGUUGGGGGACGCGGGGCCAGGCCGGGGCGGCGGCGAGCAUGUCUGCGGCCGAUGGAGAGGGCUGGGACGGCAACCGGCAGCGCGGAGGGGGCAGCGGCGACGGCCCGGCGGCCCAAGCCCCGCCCGGGGGGCUGCUCAACCGCUUCGUCCGUCUCCCGCCCGGCCCCGGACGCGGCGGCCACAGAGUCCCACCAGCCAGAAGUGGCCACCGCUGUGUGGCAGACAAUGCCAACCUGUAUGUGUUUGGAGGAUACAAUCCUGACUAUGAUGAAUCUGGAGGGCCAGAGAACGAAGAUUACCCGCUGUUCAGGGAGCUCUGGCGAUACAACUUUGCUACUGGCGCCUGGCAUCAAAUGGGCACCGAGGGUUACAUGCCUCGAGAGUUGGCAUCCAUGUCGCUCGUGUUGCAUGGAAAUAACCUCUUGGUCUUUGGUGGAACUGGAAUCCCGUUUGGGGAGAGCAACGGGAACGAUGUGCAUGUCUGCAACGUGAAGUACAAGCGCUGGGCCCUGUUUAAUUGCCGAGGGAAGAAGCCGAACCGCAUCUACGGGCAGGCUAUGGCCAUUAUUAACGGGUCCUUGUAUGUAUUUGGAGGAACAACUGGCUACAUCUACAGCACAGACUUGCACAAACUGGACCUGAACACCAGGGAAUGGACACAGCUCAAGCCAAACAACCUGCACUGCGACAUGCCAGAGGAAAGAUACAGACAUGAAAUUGCACACGAUGGGCAGAGGAUUUACAUUUUGGGAGGUGGGACGUCUUGGACAGCCUAUUCCUUGGACAAGAUUCAUGCCUACAAUCUUGAAACUAACACUUGGGAAGAAAUCGCAACAAAGCCUCAUAAGAAGAAAGAUUACCCUGCAGCCCGAAGAUGUCAUAGUUGUGUACAGAUAAAAAAUGAUGUCUUUGUCUGCGGGGGAUACAAUGGAGAAGUGAUACUAGGAGAUAUAUGGAAACUGAACCUGCAGACAUUUCAGUGGGUGAAGCUCCCCGCAGUGAUGCCUGAGCCAGUUUAUUUCCACUGUGCUGCUGUGACUCCGGCCGGCUGCAUGUACGUCCACGGAGGAGUGGUGGAUAUUCACCGAAACAGACGGACUGGCUCUCUCUUUAAGAUGUGGCUGGUCGUGCCCAGCCUCCUGGAACUGUCUUGGGAGAAGCUUCUGGUUUUCUUCCCCCACUUAGCGAACCUCAGCCAAUCGCAGCUUUUGCACCUUGGACUGACGCAGGGACUCAUCGAGCGUUUGAAAUGAACAUCCUGCUCACCGAUGCUAACUUUAAAAGCGGCCCCUCUCGCCCUUCCCUCUCGCUCAUUCUCUUUUUUCUCUGUAUUUAUGAUCCUGUGGAGGAUGCUGCUAAGGAGGCAGAAGGCCCUGCUCUAAAGCCUUACUCUGCAAAGUACUUCAGAUGCCUUUCCUGUUAUUUUUUUUUUAUUUUUAAAUUUAUUAUACUCUGCUUUUUUAAUUUAUGGAGACCUAUAAAUACAUCAUGAACAAAAGCUGCUGUUGCUGAGAUAAUUUGUACUGGUUUUGCCACACGCUUGUAGUCGCGCAAGGCGAGGAUCCGGCCGCUGCCUUCCCACUUCAGCCCUCCGCUUUUCCAUUUUGUAAGAUGGGCUCAUCUGCAUCGAACGUGCUCCCUCUGGAAUCCAGCGAGGCUGAACGUGAGGGGAUUAGAGAGACCCAGCACCAUCUCGCUAUUGGUUUGUGGUCCUUUUGCAGAUGUUGCAGUGGGCAAAACCAGGGGCUGCCCCUUGUGACUGUCUAAAAUAGGUCAUUUGUUAUCCUUUCCUACUGAAACACCCAGUGUGAGUUUUGUUUACGUGCUGCUGGCUGGCUUCAGCCCAGUUGCCUGACCUAGAAAGGUCAUUGCUGAGUUGCCAUUCCUAUUUACAUCAAACAUUGGAAGAGUUAUUAGAAAAAGAACCAUGAAGAUAUACUAUUUUUCCUUGUUGCAAGUGUGUUUGUGUGAGUAACGGGGGGAGAGGGGGAUGCAAGUUCGGUGCUGCAGCUGUAUUGGAAACUAAUUUUUCUUCUGCUGUUCUUACCACUGGCCUUUUGAGUUCUUGCUUUCAGUCUUUUUUUUUUUUAAUUGAAAUCCUGUUCCAAUUGGAUGGGGAUAUUCUCUCAGAAAAGCUUUUCGUUAGCCAAUUCUUCAUUCCCAAGAAAGGCUGUGUUAUAGCUGGUUUGUCUCUUGUGCAUGAGCAAAAUCCCCAAUAUUUUGCUGUGAACAGUAUUUGCCUUUUUAGAAUAUGCUGGAAAAAGAAACCAUGUCUGUGUCUUGUUCUGAAUGUUUGUUGAAACCGAUUCUGUAAAAUGUUGCACCUGAAUUGGCAUCAAACCAUAGCUUGAGAAACGAGGGUCCCAAUUCUGUUUUUUUAACGUACUCGGAAGCCUGCUGAUGGUCGUUGUUCUGUCGUCUCUGAUUGGCAUGCUGCAGCUGUUUCUGGAACCGGUCGGCAUGGGGGGAAGGGGCACCCGGCACUCUCAUGUGGAGCCUUGGUACGUGGUUUGACUCUGAACAGGGUCAAACACCGCACGGACCGCGAUACAGCAAACCUGCCCCUUGCCCUCAAUGCGAAGCCAGCUUUCGAUCCUGACUUGUGACCCCGGUUUGUUGACAAGUCUAAACCGAUUUGCCUGUUAGCAGAAAAUUGUUUGCUCUAAAAAUACGCAGGGGGAAGAUGGAAAAGGCUGUCCUGCCUCGGUGUCCUCCAUCCAGUCGUGGUGGAGAGAAGCCCGUAGGAAUGUGCGUUGGCCUCGCGGAGGUUCUGUUUGGACGGCUGUCUCUUCCUUGCUGUCCUGGAAGAAACUUGGCGGGCCGGGGAGAUCCUUGCAAUUGGCAUUGGCGUAUCAGAUUUAUACAGCCAUUGUUUUUGUCUUUGUUACCUCUUUCAAAAGCAUAAAGAACUUUGUGGUUGUGAGAACUAUCUUUUGUCUGUAAAACCCCUUUAUUGCUGGAAGCAGUCCUCGAACCCCAAGACUGUAAAACGGUGUGUCUGUGUGUGCAGAGCUUGAAACAGACCCUAUUUGGGAGCAGAAGAGGAAGUGAGGCUGCAGCCACAUCUGGCUAAGAUGCAAGGCUGGCUCUGCCUUUUAUUUAAAAGAGGGAGGAACUGCCUUUUCCCCUCACAGGUUGGAAGCCCCUUUGGUGAUUUUGACUUGUAAAAAAAAGGGGGGGGGUUUCGUUUUUUGCAGCUCUUCUUCCUUUCCGGGAUGAAUGAUUAGAGCAAGCUCACCCUCCUUUUUUUUUCUAAAAGUGAUGGGCACAAGCUAACUGAGCAACUUGUGAAACAGCGAUUUUUUUUUCCAGCAGCCAGGGUUCCUUCCACUGACAAAAUGCCAGAAUUUUUUUUUUUUUUUAAUGGCAUGCGGUGGCACUUUAAAGAUAAACACUUUUAUUAUAGCAUAAACUGUUUGGGAUUGUGUAAUAAAUUGGACUUUGUGGAAAAAACAAAGUCAACCAAAAGCAACCCAGCGUAUCCUUCCUGCAACAGGAAUUAAGGAUGUAGAUAAAUUUCAUUUCUGCAGUCCCAAACGGGCCAGCCCCAUUUACGUUGUGCGGUCUGAGACAAAAGCUUAAUUUCUGCUGAUGUGCCUGUCUGGCUCACCUCUCAGCGACUUUGAUUUAGGCCAGGAAGUCUGUGUGUUUGAACAGGCUGGAGCAGUUGGAAAGAGGCUGCAGCGCCUGAUGGGAUGGCCUCAGGCAGGGCUCCCUUUGAAGCAGCAAGAGCUGAAGCAGAGGCCCAGGCAGGCAGGCAGGCCGGCCAGGCUUUGUCAGAAGGUGGAGGGUUUUCUUCCCCGAGUGCUCUGGGGCCUUGCCACCACAGGGAAUGACAACCAACGUUUGGGGGAGAGCUGCUUAAUUUUGCAUACAGCUGUUCUCAAGCUGUUUUUAGUUCGUUCUCCAGUAACUGAACAAGGAGGCUUGAAAUAAGUUUUGUGUAUUGCCCCUCCGAUUCCAGUUCAUCACCCUACCAUCUCCCCAUCAUGCCAUCCUUAUUCCGACUGGCCCAAAGCCAACUCCUGGCCUGGGUGAAUUAAGAGCUGCCAGCAACCGUACAGCCCGGGAACCGAUUCAGAACAUCGACUGCCCCUUGUCUCCCAUUUAAAUGUCAUUUAUGGUCUGUCUGCUUGGCACUUGACUGAAUAGGCAAGUGACGCCUUUCUCUCCCCUUCUUUAAGCCCUUAUCAUUUGGGUUGGUUUUAUGCUGAAUCACGGACCAGCCAUCCACUGUAUUAUUUUAUUAUAACUGUAUAAUUCACUGUUCUGCCUUAUUGUGUGUUCUUUGAGUUCUGUGAAUCCCUUACACUAUUGUGAAUUUAUUUUCCAUGAACACUUUUGAAUAAAUAUCAAUGAUCUGCA
Candoia aspera is the source of this 4393-nucleotide messenger RNA. It is a transcript of the gene KLHDC10, whose product is annotated as kelch domain containing 10. The record is from RefSeq and is a predicted model, not a curated record. Lineage: Eukaryota; Metazoa; Chordata; Lepidosauria; Squamata; Candoiidae. Gene Ontology annotation, molecular function: protein binding. Gene Ontology annotation, biological process: positive regulation of stress-activated MAPK cascade. Bases 67 to 1281 code for a protein of 404 amino acids. The transcript has 9 exons.